CCUUCUCAAAUCCGUCUUCUUUGCCCGCCGAUCGAUUCACUCAAAACCCAGUUACAUUUUUCCCUUUCUGCAUCGUGUACCAAGAACCCUUUUACUUUUCCCCCUCUACGCCGAUUUCAACUCUCGCUUCGCCCUCGAUUCCUGGGUGUGCAAACAACAGCGAUUUCAAGAUGGAUAAGAGUUUAUGGAUUAUGGCGCUGUAGCUUCUCUUCUCUCGGGUCUGAAGGAGAGCGGUGGAAUUAAAAAAAGGCUGCAGGGUCCAAAUGGGUUUGUGGGAUCGAGGAGUUGAGGUUGUCUGAACUAGGCAAUCCGCCAUUUCAUCUUCCCGCCACACUAAUUUCAAGAUGAGUUUAUGGGUUCUGGCCAGGCAUAUCGAUUCCAGGUAAUAGAUAUCGGACGGAGGUAAAUGGGUUUCGAAGAUAUUGAUGGACUGGGACAACAGCAAUUCGGAUCUGGGCGGCGACGAGGAGGAAGGAAGCUUCGACCUCGACCUCAACGAUGGCGUAGGUCCAAUCCCUUUCCGUCGAGAGCUUGCUUCAAACCGCGCCUUGUGGGUUCGUGGUCACGGAUUCCUCUCGAGCCUGACCACCCUAUCAUCUACGUCAAUACCGUAUUUGAGAAGAUUACUUGGUAUCGUGUUGAGGAGGUGAGGUGCUCGGCCGCAACUGGGUGCGAUAUUGUUUUCGGGUGUUGGCCAAUUUACACUUCGGAUUUGAAGCAAUUUACCCUUCACGGCAGCUGCUUUCGUUUCCAUCCUAGCGUCGCCCUCCGGCCAUCCUCUGUUCCCAACCAACGUGUCAUCGUCCCCUAAAAUCCUAGACUAUACCGGCGAUCCAAAACCCAGUCUCGGAAUCAGAAUCCACCCACCCAACUUCUCUGCUUCUGAAACCCAGUUUCCACUGAUUCCCCGCUCUGUUCCUGUUUUAGCGUCCUUCUUCUGUUUGAAUCCCAAAUCCGUCUGAUUGUUGUUCUUCCUUUGUUCUUCUCCCCGGCUCCCACUCUACUUCUCCAGUUCUACGUCGGGCUACCAUACAGCUUGGAUGAAGGAAUUACUAGCCAUGUUCGAUCGAUUCCCCAUUCCGUUCCCCUUCUAGCGACCUCCAUUCGCUUGAAUUCCCAAAUCCAUCUGAUUGAUGUUUGACAUUCUUCUUCACCUCAGUUUCCCGUCUGCCUCUCCCGUUCAACGCUGAGUUGUCGUCCAUAUGGGAAGAAGGGAUUACUGGCCAGUUGGCGAAUCUAUAUACACAACAGUUGUUUUUCCAAUCCCAUGAUGAUCGUCUCACUGUGAAGAAGGGUUUCUCGACCGCGGUUCCCACUUCCCAACCUCAUCUACAAUUGGUACUUACAGCCUCUACGAGAAAGAAGUGAAUGGGGACGGUGCGUGGCAAACGUAACGAGCAAGGUGUUAGUGGUUUAUCAUUGGAUCAAUAAUGCUAAUCCCUCUUUUUGUUAUACUAUAUUCAGCUGCACCGUUUUCAACUUUCUUUCCCUGCCCUUUUAGUGUACUUAACCAGUAAAAUCAACCCCUUUCA
Linum trigynum is the source of this 1532-nucleotide messenger RNA. The record is from the annotation of a GenBank genome assembly. Lineage: Eukaryota; Viridiplantae; Streptophyta; Magnoliopsida; Malpighiales; Linaceae.